Molecule: messenger RNA, 8211 nt
Organism: Mobula hypostoma (lesser devil ray)
Lineage: Eukaryota; Metazoa; Chordata; Chondrichthyes; Myliobatiformes; Myliobatidae
Product: bridge-like lipid transfer protein family member 2
Exons: 39
Coding region: 59-6829 (2256 amino acids)
Source: RefSeq, a predicted model, not a curated record
CUGCGUCACGUCCGGCAGCCGGGGUUGCGACCCCUGACCCUGCCAGCGGGCCGGGACCAUGGUGCCGGUGUUUGGCGCCCUGGCGCUGGUGGUCGUCGUGCUCGCGCUGCUGCCGUUGGUCCGAUGGCUGCUGUCCCGUAUCAUUACUCAGCUUAUCCACAACUGGCUGAACGCAGACGUCAAGAUCGGCUCUGUUGGCCUUCUCUCGCUGCAUAACAUCAGUGUCACCAUCUCCUCACAAGGGACCAUGGAAGUGGACAAAGUCUGGGUCUCCUGCAAGCUGCUGAACCAUGAGUUACCUCACUACCUUGGCGUCUGUGUCGGAGAGGUCCGCUUCCAGACAGAUCUGCAAGGUGCCACUCCAAAUCAGGGACCGAUGGAGACUAUUCCCAGGGAGGGUGCGAGGGAGAAGCGGCCGUGGACCCCACAACCGUCAGUACUGCGCAUGUUGUCUCAGUUGUGCUCCUUCCAUAUCUACUCGAUGAACAUGAUGGUCCUAAAUGCCAGGAUCCCCGAGUCCCUGUGGCAUGUUGCAGUCUCAAGCUGCAUGCUUGUCUUCAGCUGCAAUGGCAGCAGCAUGAAGUGCGAGAGCACUGUGAGGAAACUGAACAGCAAGAUGAUAAAGAGCAGCCAGCUGGAGGAUUUCCGUCUGGCUAACAUGUCACUGAGCCUGGUGGUGACUGUGGACAUCAGCCUGCCCAGCCUGAAAGCGCUCAGCACAGAGCUGGUCAUCGACUCACUACAAACCGAGCUCCACGAGGGAUUCUUCAGUUCCCACAUACUGCGAAAAGCACUGUCACAUCCCAGAGUCUUUCAGGAAAGUUCCAGCACAGACUCUGCAGAAAAUGCCAAGGAGAUCGAUGCUGUGCCUUAUAGACCUGGGUUUAUGGAGUAUCUGCCACAAGUUGUUUCGGUGAAGAUGGAGAAUACCAGUGUCAUGCUAUUGUUAAACAGCCAGCAGAGACACCUGCACUGGAGCCUGAAGUCGUUGAGCUUCCACUACACGCUGGAUGAUUUUUACCACUCCAUCCCUCAUCUUUUGCUGCCUCCCGUCACCGUUGAGCUGAAUCUUGAAGACGGACUGCUGCUGUCCCAGAGUCGGCAGCGGAUCGUGACCCUGGCCAAGCUCAGCAGCUCCCUACAGAUCACGGGCAUUGAUAUUUCUGCAUCUGUCACCGUCCACACGUGCAUUGUUCACUAUCGGCACUCUGAGUUUUCACAUUGGCUGGCCUUGUGGUCCAGCGGUCCAGCAGAGCCAAGCACUGCAGCCAGAAGGCCCAUACCUCAGCUCAAGAUCCCCAUCACUCUCAGCUGUACACUGACAAAUGUGAGUGGCUCCCUCCAGUUUUUUGAGACGCCUGCCUUCGCACUGGGUGUCAGCUCUGUCAUUGCAGACAUUCAACACCUGAAGUCUCGCAGCUCACACUGGCGAGGGAACCUGGCACUGAAGAGCCUUUGGUGGAGAGCAGGCGAGGGGUCACAGGUACUGAGAGCACCCCCACCAGCCAACACCCAUGUGUGGGGAGAUGUUCUUGUCGUGGAUGUGAUGAACCUGCAGGGGAGUUACAGCCAGGCUCAGUCACUAACCGGUGAAUAUACCAACACUCUGCACCUGGACGGCACAGUGAGUGAGCUGCAAGUGGAGAUUGUGGAGACGGCAGUGCAGUGUCUGUCGAAGGUGUUGUCUCUGAUACAGGGAGGUCAGGAGGCACCUUCAAAAGAGAACCCAGUCAUCAUAGAAUGUGACUCUAUGCAUGAGGGUCUGGUUUUCAACAGUGAACCUCGGAUCCAUCUCUCCAGAGUGAAUGUUAAACUGGAAGACAUCACGCUCUUCUUUCUCUCCAGUACAGCAGGUGCCAGCAUUCUACAGGUGAAAUCAGUGACUGUUGACAACAGUGUGGAGAAUUUAAUCAGUGAAGUGGAGAGCUUAUCCCUCGCAGUGGAGAAGGAUAUAACAAACAGUAUACGGCUCCAUUCCAAUCUGAAAAAUAUCCCCACACAUCUUCUGUCUGUAUCCCAGUUCACCGCCGCUUUCUUCACACACGGCUGGUCUUUUGAGCUGCGAUCCCUGCAGGACGUCAAUGUACAGUGGGAUCCUACCAGCCACAUGUUCCUCUACCAUCACCUCCAGGAGGCCAGGCAAAUGCACCAGAGCCUGCAGGCAAGCCUGGCAGCGGGUAAGCUGCCAGUGGGCAAGAGCAGUGUGGGUAGGAGGUCCGUCGGUCUGGAGCUGAAGAACCUGACAGUCAGCGCAAAAAUUGCCCCCGAGCAUGUGGUCCAGCUGCGGGCAGUGAAUGUGUUGGGCAGGGUGCAGGGCGAGGAGAAGCAGCUGCAGGCCUCCCAGCUGGUGCUGGUCUUCGACGGUCACGACAUCUUCUCCUUCAGGGAGGCUGAGGUGCAGAGGGAACUGUGGGAUCCACUUCCAGGCGCCAGAGUUGGGAUGUGGACCAUCCAGCUUUCCAGCGCCUCGGCAGAGUUCCCUUUCCGUUACGAUUUCUCCAGCGCCUUUGACCAGUGUGUGACCGUGGCCAAGUGGCUGAAGGCAUUGCACCGUGUUGGCGGUCCACCACAGGAGGGGAAACCAGCGGGACCACUGCCCUCUGACAUAGUCCUCCGCCUGGGCCAGUUCUCCUUCGUCUUCCUGGACAGUGUCUUUGAGGUAAAGCUGCGAGAUGACUAUGAGCUGAUGAAGGAUGAGAGCAAGGAGAGUGCCAAGAGGCUGAAGCUGCUGGAUGCCCGGGUGACUGCCCUUCGCAAACGGCAUGGUGAGCUGCUGCCCGCCCGCAAGAUUGAGGACCUGUAUGCCUCACUGGAGCAGACCAACAUCAACAUGUACGUGCAACGCUCCCAACGUCUCUACACCAACACACCCAUGCGCAAGGCCCUGCUGACCUGGCUGAUCACUGAUCUGGAGCUGAGAGCCACGGCCGAGGCCUCCACUCACGGCGCACACCGUGUGCAGGAGGAGAUGCAAAGGCUGGAUAGCUCCAGCCCCUUCCCCAAGGACGGCCUGCGGCUCCUCAUCCACUGGUGCCGGCUGGUGAAGUUCCAAGCCAAAGCAUUUCUUGUUCGAAUCCGUGAUUACCCUCGGUAUCUGUUUGAGAUACGAGACUGGAAUCUUUCGGGAAAGCUGAUUGGGUCCGAGGAGGAUGGACAACCCCAUGCAAGGCGAAAGGUGAAGCUGUCCCUGGGAGCUCCCUGGGGUGAUGCUGUAAUUGAGAGGAACAUGCCCCCUUUGAAAUGGUACCAUGACUUUGAGUCCCAGGUCUCCCUCUUCACCAUCGUGUGGGGUCCAUGCUGGGACCCAGCCUGGACGCUGAUUGGACAGGCCAUCGAUCUCCUCACCAAACCCACGGUGGACCCAAGCCCACCCCUCACCUGGUGGGACAAGAGCCGGCUGCUUUUCCAUGGGACCUGGAGAAUGGACAUCGAGCAAGCCAACCUGCACCAGCUCGCUACUGAGGAUCCAUACAACACCACCGAGAACAUGCACUGGGAAUGGAGCAAGUUACAGUUCAUCUGGAAGAAUUGCCAAUUUUGCUUUGCAGGCGACCUUGAUGUCAAUGUGCGAACUGCAUCAAAGUACGAUGACUGCUGCUUUCUUCACUUACCUGACCUGCGCCUCACCGUUGACCUCCAGUGGGUCUGCCAGGGAAACCCCUUUGACCACCACAGCGUUGCGUUGUGCUCCCCAAACAACCUGCAAACGCUGCCAGAUGGAGAGGUGCAUGAUUCCUAUAAACUCUUCCGAUCCCGGAAUGUCAACCUUUCGGUAAUGAUGAACCUGGAUGCAUCAGGCAGAGGAAGCACCGAGUCUCGAAUCCUGUUGUACAGCAGCACCUUGCGCUGGAUGCAGAAUUUCUGGGCCACGUGGACAACUGUUUCCAGACCCAUCUGUCGGGGGAAGCUCUUCAAUAAUCUGAAACCAAGCAAGAAGAAGCUAAGCCAACAUUACAAGCUGGUGUCCUUCAAUCCCGUCUUUCCCCAAUUACAGGUUCAUUACUGGGCUUCAUUUGCCCAACAGCGGGGUAUCGAACUGCAGUGCUCCCAAGGGUACGUGUCCUGCCGAGGAACACAGAGGUUCAUUCCCCAGGCAGGGGGCUCGGUGCUGAGACGGCCGAUCUCGGAGUGGAAUGUCACUGAGAUGUACAGCAAGCUGAACCUGGUCACUGUCUACCUGAUGACAUCAGCUGCGGAAGAGAGUGCCGAGCAGCGGCUGGAUGCGCAGGUGACCAAGACUCACCUCCUCAGCCUCUCAUCCCUCAACUACCAGAGGCAGAACAAAGUGGAGGAGGAGCUAUCUGUGAAGGAGGAGGAAGGUUACACUCACAGACUUUGCCUGGUUGACCUCCGAGCAUCGUGGACCCCGACCAACCGCACGGUGGCAUUCGGUCUCUAUGAUGGGUACAAGAAGGCAGCUGUGCUGAAGCGUAACCUAUCCACUGAGGCACUGAAAGGGUUAAAGAUUGACAUCGACCUGCAGACCAAGAAACCAAAAAGGCCACCCCCAGUACCUGCUGCCUCCAGCGCAGAUGAGGAGAAACAGGAACCAAAACCGCAGGAAGGUCCAGCGAACAGAGAGGAGGGGCGGUUGCCUGGAGAGGCAGCAAGAGGAGGCGCCUCCAUGUUACAGAAGCUGAUUGAGGAGACAGACAGGUUUGUCGUUUUCACAGAGGAGGACUCUGGCGUGUGCGACCAGCUGUACGGGAUCGUAGCCUGUCAAACAGGUGAUGUGUUAAACCGGAACUGGAUGAUCGAGCUGGUGAACUCCCAGGUGAUGUUAAGAGGUGCUGAGACAGUAGGCUGUGUCUUUGUAAGUGCUGCCAAGGCGCAGCUGAUGCAGUGCCUGUACCACCCAGCCUGGUACAAUGACACCCUCAAGCAAAAGACCGCCUGGACCUGCCUGCUGGACGGUAUGCAGUACUUUGCCACCAUGGAGACCAACCCUGCGGAGAAUGAGGAGCGCCAGCUAUGGUUAGAGGUCAAAAACAUCGAAGAGCAUCGCACCCGGAACCUGGACUCUGUGGCGGAACUGAUGGAGAGUGGACAGGCUGUGGGAGGGAUGGUCAGCACGACAACAGACUGGAACCUCCCUGCCCAAGGCUAUCAGACCCAGCAAGUGCAGAGGAUCAUCUCGCGCUGUAACUGCCGGAUGUUCUAUGUCAGUUACAGCCACGAUAUUGAGCCUGAGUUGGUGACCCAGAUCAAACCCCCUGAGCUGCAUGAAGACCAGAAGGAAGACUUGCUGAAGAAGCAGAAUGGUGCUGUGGACACAUUCACCCUGAUCCACCAUGACCUGGAGAUAUCCACCAACCCAGUGCAGUACGCCAUGAUCUUGGAUAUCGUUAACAAUCUGCUGUUGCUCGUCGAACCCAAACGCAAAGAGCACAGUGAGAGGAAGCAGCGAGUGCGUUUCCAGCUGGAGAUUUCCAGCAAUCCAGAAGAGCAGCGGAACAGCAUCCUCCACCUGCAGGAUGCGGUCAGGAUGCACGUGACCCGGAUCCGGCAGUGGGAGAAAGAGAUCUACCUGAUUGUCAAGUCUCUGCAGGACGACAGCCGUAGCACUACCCUGUUGAACCAGAGCCACGAGCUACAGGUGCGGCUGAACCAAGAGAAGACGGAUCUACAGGCCAAGAGCGAGGAACUCAAUAUCCUCAUCAGGUGUUUUAAGGACUUCCAACUCCAGCGGGCAAACAAGCUAGAACUCCGCAAGCAGCAGGAGGACGUGAGCGUGGUGCGGCGCACCGAGGUUUACUUUGCCCAGGCACGCUGGCGUCUGACGGAAGAGGAUGGGCAGCUGGGUAUUGCCGAGCUGGAGCUGCAGCGAUUCCUGUACAGCAAGGUGAAUAAAUCAGAUGACACUGCAGAGCAUCUGCUGGAACUGGGUUCCUUCACAAUGAACAACCAACUGCCAAACUCCUUGUAUAAGGUGGUGUUACGGCCCCAGAAUCCCUCGCAGUCUGCUCGCCAGCUCGCUCUCAGAAUCUUCAGCAAAGUCCGGCCUCCCGUGGGGGGCAUCUCAGUGAAGGAACACUUUGAGGUGAAUGUUGUUCCAUUGACCAUUCAGCUUACCUACCAGUUCUUCAGGAGGAUGAUGGGCUUCUUUUUUCCGGGACGGAAUGUAGAAGAGGAGGACACGGGAACAGACGAAGAGGACAAGUCCAAGCUGGUGACCACAGGUAUUCAGGUGGGUGUAAAGUCUCGGCAGCUCAUCACCCCUGAUGACACAGUCAGCCUGGGGUCAGCGAAAGGAGUCUCGGCAGGACUAAACAGGGGUUCAGGGGUCAGGAGAUCCUUCCGGAAGCCCCCAGAGAUAGGUGAAGGUGGAUUCCCCUGGGUGGCCACCUCUAGUGCCAGAGACUUGUAUCACAGUGCAAGCUCCCUGUCCUGUUACUUUCAGCAUCCAGUGGACGACAUCGACAAGAUGAAGGAGAGGGCGGCAAUGAACAAUUCUUUUAUCUACGUGAAGAUUCCACAGGUCCCGCUGUGUGUCAGCUACAAGGGUGAGAAGAAUAUUGAGGACUGGAAGGACUUCGGCCUGGUCUUGCCCUGCUUGGAGUAUCACAAUAAUACCUGGACCUGGCUCGAUUUUGCCAUGGCCGUCAAGAGGGACAGUCGCAAGGCUCUGCUUGCCCAGGUGAUAAAGGAGAAACUGCGCCUGAAGCCGGCCUCCGGACUGGAGGCACGGGGCCGGAUGGCAGAGCCGAAGCCAGAUGGAAAUCCUCAGCAGCAGGAGGAGGAUGAGAAGGCACGCCUGCUGAUCGGCUCCAAGCUAAUUUCCGGCGACAAGUCCUCUGGAAAAAAGUCACUCUUUGGGAAGCGGAAGUGAAGAGGGAGACAUCCUUACACUCCACAUUCAAGCCCUAUGGCUCCACACAGUGUACGGUGGGUCAGGGAAUCAAAGUUGGAUGUUUCAUGGCCCUUCACCCUUCCUCUCCCACCAUCCCCAUUACUUCCAGUGCUGUAAAAUUGUGUAAAGAGAAAACUUAUUACAAAAGUUUAAAAAGUAAACUGUGAUGUAAUUAAUAUUUACACUAAAAGUUGCACUGUUUUGUAGUAACUGUAAAAUUUGUAAUUUACUGAUUUUUGUCUGAACUAUAAUUGUUAUUUUAAAAGGAAUUGACUUUGUGUACAGUCUGCCCCCAUUUACCAAAAAGAGAUUCCAGCAACUUUAGCCAAAUUUUUAUGAAAGAUGUCCUGCUGUGAUUCUUUGAGUUUGAACUGAUUAAUAUAGUGGCGUAUCCCUGUCUAUGUGUAGGGCUAGUCCCCAGUUUCCGCAGCUGUUUCAUUCUGAGCAACACACACAAAAUGCUGGAGGAACUCAGCCAGGCAGCAUCUAUGGAGGGGAAUAAACAGUUGAUAUCAGGACCUGAUGAGUCUCAGUUUAAAAUGUCCACGCUUGUUCCCCUUCACCGCCUGAUUUGCUGAGUUCCUCCAGCAUCUUGUGUGUAUUGCUGAAGGUUUACAGCGUCUGCGGAAUUCCUUGAGUUGUUUAGUUCUGAGGCCUGUUUAUGAGAGGUCUCUGGGUGAUGUAUGUUGGUGUUAUUUUCUCCUGGGUGAUCUGAUUGUUUUGAUUGGUCCCUAUUUAUAGAUGCUCCACAGUUGGCUUAUGUUUAUUUCUUUUCAUGGACUGGUGUUCCAGCUUUCAUUAAACUUUUCAAAGCCACUCGCUGAGGAUCCAUUUGGAGUUGGUCCUGUGUGGUUGGUUUAUAUUUGAGGCUGCAGGGAUUGCAUUCGGAAUUGUGCCGAUCUCUCUUUAUGAGGAAGCUCUUUUGCAGCAGUCAACCCAUGACACGAUGCAGCCUCAGACACUGCCAGCAUUAGCCAGAAUAAAGGCUGCUCCUUCAACAGCCACGUGAAAGUCGUGGCAAAUUAAACUCCAUUUCUGCCCAUUCUCCAUGACCACACACAAAUCCAGAAGAGCAGCCAGUCACUGGGAGUGCCAGUUAAUUCCUACUUGAAGUCUUUAAAAUCGUACAGAGAAACAUUUGAGUUUAUUUGAAAUUGGAUAAGACUUUUGCUUUCAGUUUUAGUGGGUGUAGAAGGCAGUUAAAUAUUUUGUUUCCUCUCUUUUGGCCUCAAGUUUACAAAUAAACGUGGGGACUGCUAAUCAGAGGGCAGAAUCUGCCAGCCCCCUUCUCCCUCUCCCUGUUAGCUUUCUCCACCUGAGUACCUGACCUGGACGGCUUUGGACACUGGCACACCUCACCU